Molecule: messenger RNA, 1554 nt
Organism: Chironomus riparius
Lineage: Eukaryota; Metazoa; Arthropoda; Insecta; Diptera; Chironomidae
Source: the annotation of a GenBank genome assembly
CUCAAAGCGACAGUCGAUGAUUUGCCGCUGUCGGUGCGGUCAGAAUUUUAUUUUAAUUCUCGUUCGUCUCUCAGUUCGCUUUAGCGCCUUAAUUGAAAUUUAACUUUUGUGAGAAUCUGUUUAAAAAUAAAAGCUCAGCCUGAGAAUUCUGGAAAGAAGGCACAGACAUGUACCUCAAAGGUCUCCUCACCAUCACCCUCAUUUUCAUCCUUUCAACGGAAGCAAAUGUGCGGAUCUUCAAACAAUGGCGACAAAUGGAUUUUCAAUUUCCAUCAAAUGCCAUCAGGCAACAAGCCAUUAACAAUGGAUAUUAUGUACCAGCAAAUGUUAUACCAAUUGAUGUUGCUGUUGAUUAUCGAGGUAAUUUAGACAGCACGAGAGUAUUUGUAACAAUGCCAAGAUUCACGACAGGUGUGCCAGCCUCGUUGGGCUACACAAAAUCAUCGUCAUUAUUAAUUGAGCCGUAUCCAAGUUACGAUUGGCACUCAUCAAAUGGCAAAAAUUGUGAUGGAAUAACAUCAGUUUUUCGUGUGGCUUUUGAUGGAUGUAAUCAAAUGUGGGUUCUCGAUACAGGAAAAAUUGGCAAUAUUCAGUACUGUCAACCACAGUUGCUAAUUUUCAACUUGAUCUCAGACAAGCUCGUUAAGCGAUACCGUUUCGAUAAGAGCAUGUAUGUGGAUAAUAGCUUGUUUAUUACGCCCAUACUUGACGUUGCAGAUCCUGGACGAUGUUCAAGAGUUAAAGCUUAUAUAGCUGAUGUAACUGGCUUCGGUCUUAUUGUUUACGAUUGUGAAGUUAACAAGGCAUGGAGAGUUAAUAACAAGCUUUUCUAUCCAUAUCCAAACUACGGAAAAUUUACAAUUGCUGGAGAAUCUUUUGAUUUGAUGGAUGGAUUACUUGCAUUGACCAUACCGAAAGUUCCAUUACGACAAGACACGGAACGUUCACUUCUAUUUCAUGCUCUCGCAUCUGGAACGGAAAAUGCUGUGCCACUUAGGAUUAUAAAUAAUGCAACAAUAUGGGAAAAUGAUGCAAAUGCAAUGGCAGAUGAAUUCAAAGUGAUCGGUACGAGAGGAAUACAAACAGGCGCACAAGCGAUGGAUAAAAAUGGAAAUUUGUACUUUGUUUUGUUGAAUCCACUUGCGAUUGUUUGUUGGGACUCAUCGACAUCAUACAAAACUGACAACAUUAAAAUUCUUCAUAGAAAUGAUGAAACGAUGCAGUUUGCUAGUGGAGUGAAAGUUGUCACUAAUUUAGUUGGUGAGGAGGAGCUUUGGCUGGUGACAAAUCGAUUGCAGAAAUUCAUGACUGGAACCACAAAUCUAUCAGAAAUCAAUUAUCGAGUUCAUGUAGCAAAUAUUAAGGCACUGUUGAAUUUUAAGGACAAGUGUAAUGGACCCUCACUGAGGGAUGAUCAAACUAUCGUUUUUCCAGAUCGAAACCGUAAACGAAUGGCUAAUUGACUAUACUAAUACUAGUUCUUGAGAUAUUUAUAAUGAAACAUGAAUAAAUUUUAAUGAACCUUAAUACGUCUAUAUAAAUUAAUUUAAAACC